UUCUAGAAAAAUGAUUUUUCCAGUAUCUUCUCUUAUUUUUGCUGCAAAUCUGGCCUCUUGUAGCAUGGGAUCUGUUGCUGCUCAAUCAACUGUUGUACUUCUCGGGGGAAGCAUUGAAAAUGGAGUAACUGAAUCGCAUCCCUGUGAUAUGGCUAUAGGGGAUAUUGGUUAUCUACCAGGACUAGGAGCUGCAGUUUUGAACGAAAAAAUAGUUUACUGCGGGGGAACUGAUGGUGGAGUUCCGCAGAGUAAAUGCUAUCAGAAUGAGGGGAUGGACUGGGUUGAGAUUGAAGGUAUGAACGUGGCCAGAGCAUACUAUACGUUUACUACUGUAGGAGACAAGAUACUUGCUGCAGGAGGAACAUCUUUGGAGGGAUUGACUUCUACUAUGGAGGUCUUUGAUGGUUCCUGGAGCACUCUAGACUUUGGUUUGACAUCUGCUAGAGCAAGAUACUGUGCUGUUCCACUCAGUGGAAAUGAGGUAAUAAUGCUGGGGGGAGGGGACUCUAACUACCAGCUACUCUCAUUAGUGGAAAUAUAUGAUUUAUCUGAAGGAUUCAUUACAGAACUACCAUCAAUGCCUACUCCAAGGAUGUCCUUUGCUUGUUCGUAUUUCAAGGAAGAGAUCUGGGCAGUUGGAGGAUACAAUCGUGGUAGUCCUCUGGAUACUGUUGAAAUCCUCACAACUAGAGAUGGCACCUGGAGGACAGGGCCUCAUCUACUCAGACCUAGAGGUUACCUCACCAUGCAUGUUCUAGAGGAGGAGCUUGUAGUGUUUGCAGGAUAUAGGGGUGAGGGUAGUCUAGAACGGUAUAAUGGAGAAGAGUGGAAGGAAGAAUCUAUAAAAUAUUUCCAUGGUGAACAUGCCUCAGUCAUCCUGCCAUGCAAUUAGGGGUAUCAUGGAAAUAAAUAAUUGAGUUUAAAUUGUCCUGUAGGUUUUUAUAGAAUAAACUUAUUUUUUUAA
This is a messenger RNA of Eurytemora carolleeae, 964 nucleotides long. RefSeq names its product kelch domain-containing protein 8A. Gene Ontology annotation, molecular function: protein binding. The record is from RefSeq and is a predicted model, not a curated record. The coding region runs from base 11 to 892 and encodes 293 amino acids. The transcript is spliced from 11 exons. NCBI's taxonomy places the organism in Eukaryota, Metazoa, Arthropoda, Copepoda, Calanoida, Temoridae.